Messenger RNA from Solanum tuberosum (potato), 681 nucleotides. RefSeq names its product pectinesterase/pectinesterase inhibitor PPE8B-like. The coding region runs from base 1 to 681 and encodes 226 amino acids. The transcript has 2 exons. The record is from RefSeq and is a predicted model, not a curated record. NCBI's taxonomy places the organism in Eukaryota, Viridiplantae, Streptophyta, Magnoliopsida, Solanales, Solanaceae. Gene Ontology annotation, biological process: cell wall modification. Gene Ontology annotation, molecular function: pectinesterase activity.
AUGACGUUGUUUGUCGCCGCAACUAUCGUUGUAUGUGUUCAAAGCCAACUGAUAACGGAAACACCUUAUAACACGGUUGUUUCUAAAGAUGGAACCAGUAAUUUCAACACAAUUGCUGGAGCAAUAUUGGUGGCCCCUGAUCACAGUGUCAAGCCAUUCUUUAUAAAAAUUAAGAAAGGCACGUAUCAGGAAUAUAUUAGAGUUGAUAAAAAAAAGACUAAUAUAAUCCUGAUCGGAGAAGGUAUGGACACUACGAUUAUAACGGGUAAUAGAAGUUUUGUCAACGGGGUUCUUGGCAAUGGCUUCACAGCCCAAGACGUAACUUUUAGGAAUAAUGCCGGACCCAUAAAGCAUCAGGCAGUGGCAUUAAGAGUUGAAGCAGAUUCGGUGUCCUUUUAUAAAUGUCGAUUCGACGGGUAUCAAGACACUUUGUAUGCAAAAAAGCAACGUCAAUUCUACCGAGACUGUGAAAUCUAUGGCACAAUAGAUUUCAUAUGUGGUGACGCGACAUCCAUGUUCCAAAACUGCUUGAUUGAAGCACGCACUCCAAUGGCAAGGCAAUAUAACACAAUCACAGCGCAGAAAAGAGAUUUCGAGGCCUUAAAAAGUGAAACAGUGCUUCAAAAUUGCUCUAUAAAGGCUACCGUCGAUUUGGAGAAAUCGGACAAUGUCACAAUGUAG